This is a messenger RNA of Penicillium cinerascens, 606 nucleotides long. Its product is annotated as putative cell surface protein. NCBI's taxonomy places the organism in Eukaryota, Fungi, Ascomycota, Eurotiomycetes, Eurotiales, Aspergillaceae. Bases 1 to 606 code for a protein of 201 amino acids. The transcript has a single exon. The record is from RefSeq and is a predicted model, not a curated record.
AUGAAGGCCUUCACUCUGCCUAUUCUCGUCGGCCUCUUUGGCCUGGCCGCUGCGCGCACCGACAUCAGCGGCUGCGUCUCGUCGACAACCACUGACCAGUGGCACGAAGCCAGCAUGAUCUGGUAUGUCCCCGGCAGCGGCGAGAUCUGCGACUUCAUCGACUGUGGCGGUGGUAUGGCUCCUCCGAAGACCGACCAGCCUGGCUGCCCUCUAUACACCGGCACCGCAACCGUGACACCCAGUUACCUGCCCGGCUACGGACCGAAUGGCAAGAUGGUCGCUUCCACCACCACGGUGUCCGAGACUUCUACCACGAUCAUGAUGCACACCACUAUCGUUUCAUCUGCCGAGGCAUCUUCUGAGUCGUCCUCUGAGUCGCCCUCUUCUACUUUCAACCACUCGGGCAACACAAUGAUCACCGCAGCCCCGACUUCCUCGCCUGCUGUCUCUUUCACCAAGACUACCUCGCCUAGCUCCAAGGCCGGAGAUUCAACCUCGUCUGCCGCGACCAGCGCUAAAACCGGAAAUGCUGCCGCCGUCCCUGCGUCGAACAUGGCAGGCGUCCUGGUUAUUGCCGCUGCUGUUGCUGGCGCCUUUGCCUUGUAA